This is a messenger RNA of Dinoponera quadriceps, 2904 nucleotides long. RefSeq names its product 2-phosphoxylose phosphatase 1. Gene Ontology annotation, molecular function: phosphatase activity. Gene Ontology annotation, biological process: dephosphorylation. The record is from RefSeq and is a predicted model, not a curated record. The coding region runs from base 316 to 1863 and encodes 515 amino acids. Lineage: Eukaryota; Metazoa; Arthropoda; Insecta; Hymenoptera; Formicidae. The transcript has 4 exons.
AAGACGCGCAGGGAAGUCGACGAUUUUUCCCGCUACCGUCGUCGUCGUUGUCGCUGUCGUCGUCUUCGUUGCCAUCGUUGUCGGCUGGGAUCAUUCGCAUCGUCGAUCAGGUGAUCAGGUGCGUCGCUGGGCUGCCGACAAAUAUGCGGAAAGUGUGGACGAAGGGUGCUUGAAGAUGCAGCUUCGAUCGGCCUCAAGCAGAACGGCAAACCAACCUCCUCGUCUUCGUCGUGUCGCUCCUCGUCGUCGUGACGGGACGUCGUUACCGCUCUCUGGCCUGCGAAUCGGUCCCGCGGGGCCCGAAACCGCCGAGGGAUGCUCGCAGAAAUGGUCCGGCUGUCCUACCAACACAAGGCGUUCUACUGCUACGUGAUCCUGAGCGUAUGGAUCUUCCUGCUGGUCGCUGGUAUGUACAAAUAUAUCGGCGUAGACGAGAAAACCUCGGUGCAAACAAGAGUUUUAAGCAACGACUUCUCGCUUCGAGAGUUCCCGAGAAAUUUAAAGCCGGACGCAAAGACAAAGAAGAUCUUCCGUUUCUGCAAUUUACCGCACGAGAUAGUCGCGGAUACCGAAGGGAGAGUUGACGGCAACCUGACCCUGGGCGGUGUGCUGAUUUUCAUUCGCCACGGAGACAGGGGCCCUUUAACGCACAUACGAAACAUAAGUAACAUCAAUUGCGGCGGCGAAGUCGGCAGUGCGACGGAAUUGGAGACGAUCUACGAAAAUUACGUGAAUUUCGUGCAGAACGUGUCGAGUUACUCCAAGACCGCCUGGGCUCAGUUUCUGGGACCGUUUCACGGGCUACCCAUAUUGCCGGCGAACGCGCGCGAUUGCAAAAUCGGCCAGUUAACCACGUUGGGUAUCCUGCAAUUGCUGAAAACCGGAAUCUUGCUGAGAAACGCGUACUACCACAAGCUGAACCUCGGCAACAGUACUUCCUUCGGCAAGGACAUCAUCGUCUACAGCACUUCCUACCGGAGGACUGUACAGAGCGCUGUUGCCUUGCUUUACGCGCUCUUCGAGAAUGACGGCUUCCAGAGCCUGGCGAGGAUCAGCCUGCAGGAGAGUCAGAGCUACGCGUUUUGCAACAACGAGUGCGCCUGUCCCGCCGCCGAGAAGUUCUUGAAGCAAUACUUGAAGGAGACCUCCAGCCACCUGAAAUCUCAUCCGGCCGUCGGCGAGCUGAUCAGGCAGGCGGCGAGUGCGGUGUUCGAGCUUCCGGAACAAGCGCAGAACUGCGAUCCCAACACGCUGAGGGACGCGUUAUUGACGUACGUGUGUCACGGGGCCUCGCUGCCGUGCGCGGACCUCGACACGCAACGGACGUGCGUGAAGAGCGACCACGUAACCGGGCUCUUCGCCUACACGGACUGGGAGUCGAAGCAGGUCGCCAAGAGCAGCAGCCGCAUCAAGUACGGGCUGCUGAAGGCGUACGGGAUGCUGCGCGGUAUCGUCACCUUCAUGCUGCGCAUCAUCUCCGAGGCGAGGCCCAAGGUCGUCUUCUACUCCGGCCACGAUAAGACCUUGGAGUACCUCGCCACGGCCCUCGGGAUAGUCUCGGAUAUGGCGACACACUACGCCUCUAGGCUCGUCAUCGAGGUAUACAAGAUCAAUCCGCGAAACGACAAUCGUCUGGCCAGCGACUUCUACUUUCGCGUGGUCGCCAACGGCCGAGACCUCACCCCGAAGAUCCCGUUCUGCAAGAACGCCAACACCUACAGCGACGACGGCGAGCAGACGGGCAGGAAGGCCGUCAAGCUGUGCCCGAUAGAGAACAUCGUCAGGCAACUGCACGACGACUACUUCGUGCCGUUCAACGCGACCAACUUCAAGGACGCUUGUUCGAGCCACAAGAUGCGUUAGAAUCCGCGACGAGAAUCGGACGCGUUAAAGGGAAUUGACGGAAAUUCAUUUUGGUGAUCUUACAGAAAAGAAGACGGAAAGAGACACGUCGUCUCCUCGAAGUCGAGACUCGAAGUUUUCACAGUUUUGGAUUACCCUUUAUCUCUUUUUACUCUCGAUAUAUUAGCGCACACACUUAGCGACGUAUCCGAAUGCCAAACGUGAAAUAGAGAGGACGAGUGUCACUUUAAUAUACCUUAAUUCUAAGCGAGGGCGAUUGUCCCUUCUUAACGAUCCCGAUUGGGCGCCGUCUUAGAGGCGAAACUAAUCCGUAGGAAGUAGGAAGGAAUAGAGUUAGCAGAUCCGAUAAACUGCAGGACUAAUCACUGUUCCGCGAGAAGUUUCAAACUUCACGAAAUGAAUUUUUACCGAUUCUUUUUAACUCACUUUUUGCAUGCUAGACGAAUGCUCGAUCGAGUGGGUCGAACACAUUUCCGACUUAAGCACGACGUGCGCGGUUAUAGACUUAAAAAAAUACUAAACUAACGUGAAAGUAAUUAAUAUUGACAUUCGAGAAAAAUGUCUCAGAAGAUAUAAUCUUUUUUGAUCUUCCUGAUAAACUUCUCUUAAUUUGUUAGUUCGGUUGAAUAUACGGGACUUGAAAACUAUUUCUCCGAGAUAAAGCAGAAAGAUAUUUUCCAUUUCCAUUAUUUCGUAACGCUCAAACACCAAACUUUCUCACUAUUUCGCUCUUUAUCUCUUUUUCUUUUUCUCCCUUCCUCUCUCAUUCUAUCUUAUUUCUACUACAUUCGAGAUAAAAUAUAUGAUUUGGAUUUUCACACACAUACACACACAUACUUGCUAUACAAACGCACAGUUAUAAAAACUUAAGAACAAUUGUCGCAAGAAUUAUAUGAGCAAAUUGCAGAAAAUUAAGAGAAAGGGAAUAUAUAAAUUGUCAUCUCUUAGCAAGGAGCAAGCCUUAUCUUUAUAGAUUACAUUUAAGAUUUUAAUGUACGUUUAGACAAAUCCAGGGAAGAGGUAGCGCUAACGAACCGAUUA